Anarrhichthys ocellatus (wolf-eel) is the source of this 2873-nucleotide messenger RNA. Its product is annotated as peroxiredoxin-like 2A. Gene Ontology annotation, molecular function: antioxidant activity. The transcript has 7 exons. Lineage: Eukaryota; Metazoa; Chordata; Actinopteri; Perciformes; Anarhichadidae. The record is from RefSeq and is a predicted model, not a curated record.
UUCCCUUAUUAAACAACUAUUCCGUUAUCUUGAUAUCAAGUCACGGCUUCUGAACAGGUGCACUUGCUUUAGCAACCCAUGCUAGCUCCAGGCCCACACUCAAUGAACCAACGGCUAAUUCCACCGUUAGCUGAGCUAACCUGUAGCCACGACACUGUCGUCACCACUAGCAACAGUAACUUUGUAGGACACUGAACGUAUGUAUAGAUUAUGUAACCGUCAUGGUUAUAACCUCUCAAAUACGACAACAUAUUCUAGUCCUAUUGGGUUACAACUAUACGUGUAGUCUGUGGAGCCACGAGGUAAAGUCAUUGAUCACACAUUGGUAGUGUGAAGGUCAUUAUCUGCAUUCUUUGCUGUCGUCCUGAUUGAAUCAUAUAAUAAAUUAAGCCAGAACAAACAGGAAAUACGGUAUCACACAACUACACACAUCAGCUGGACUAAUAAUACACAUAACUGCACCUUAAUGACGGGUACAAAUCAAUCUAGGUUUGUUGGACAAUGAUCAUUAAGCCUUGUUCAGCUUUUAAUGGACAUAAAGUAAUGCAAGAACUGGACUGAUGGAUUGUGAGUCCCAUAUCCUUUCUGCCAAAACGAGUAUUACAACAGCUGGUUAAAAAUGUCCCUCUUCAGAUAUAUGUAUUAUCAUACAUCUAUGAUAUUAUUAGAUUAUUAUAAAAGAUGCGUUAACAUGUAUGUAGCAUUUUAAUGUUGCUGGGUAGCUAAAUCUAGGACACGUGUUUUUUUAGGUAAUUAUAAAUGAAAAAUCAGUUUGAAAUGGAGGUAAUUGUAUUUUAGAAGCAGAUCAUGUUAUGUAUUAAAAGUCUACAUGGUCAAAAUAAUAGUGGAGAAGAAGAAUCUAAAGGAAAUACUCAAGUACCUCAAAAAAGUACAGCAGUACAGUUCCUUUUGAACACUAGAACGUGAUCAUCGUCCAGGCAUCUCAUUAUAUACAUAACACUCUUUCUCUAUUAGAUUUGUACCAUUGUGUACAAAGUAUUGGCUAACAUUACAUCAUGUUCGUACUUGGCAGUACCAGUGCUGACAGCUACUCUCUCUGCUCACUCUUCAGAGCGUUCAGGGAGUCUAGUCUUCUUUGAGUUGCAGGCGUGGCCGCGUGUCUCUCUUGGCUGCCGUUGUACUCAUUUCUUCUGCCCUUUGUCCUCCCUGUUCUUAGUGUCAGGACACAAAUGUAUUUGGGCGAGUUAGCGUUUGAAACUGGAUGAGCCUAAUCCCAGGAGAAUAAGUAUUUCGUCGCGUUCUGGAAAUGGAGACAAGGAAAUCUUGAGGGUCUUUGUAGUCAGAGGGUCAGUCUUUGUCCACGGACCAGAUGCUGGCUCUGUCCAGGUGUUGGACAGGUUUGAGGUGGAGACUGUCCCCGUGCUGCUCUGCCCUCUCUCUGGGGAGCGCUACCACGAGCAGCCGGACCUCCACCGCAGCCAGGCCCCAGUUUCUAAGAACCCAGACUGCUCUGUUUCACCAAAGUGAAGCCAAAGCCAGUCCUGACCCAAACAAGCCUCCUUCAGUGUUCUCCUCUGUGCUCGGGCUAGAGGGGGGGCUGUCCGGGAUGGGGAUGUGGUCGUUGGGUCUGGGUGCUGUUGGAGCGGCGCUUGCCGGGAUCUUCCUAGCCAAUACUGAUUUGUGUCUCCCUAAAGCUGCUCAGGUGUCACUGGAGAACCUUGAAGAGGCGGACCUGCGCUCCACCAAAGAUGGCAACAACGUCAUCAAAGCCAAGAGCCUGUGGGACAUGAACGGGGCUGUGGUCAUGGCCGUACGACGCCCUGGAUGAUUUUUGUGCAGAGAGGAGGCCUCUGAGCUGUCCUCUCUGAAGCCCGAGCUGGAGAAGCUCGGGGUCCAUCUGGUUGCUGUGGUGAAGGAGGAUGUCGGCGCAGAGAUCGAGGACUUCAGACCGCACUUCGCUGGUGACAUCUACUUAGAUGAAAAGAACGUCUUCUACGGGCCGCUGCAGAGAAAGAUGGGGGGUCUGGGGUUCCUUCGGCUCGGGGUCUGGCAGAACUUCAUACGGGCCUGGAGGUCAGGCUACCAGGGCAACAUGAACGGAGAGGGCUUCAUCCUGGGCGGAGUGUUUGUCCUCGGAGCAGGAGACCAGGGGAUUCUCCUGGAACACCACGAGAAGGAGUUUGGCAAUAAAGUGCAGAUUGCUGAUGUUUUAGAGGCCGUUAAGAAGAUUGUACCAGCAGAAUAAUUUCAAUUUUUCCCCCAAAAACAAAUGUUAUUAGACAAAAGGUACACCGAGUUUAGAUCAAAACAUAACUGCAGUUUUAACUUGACAUGCUGAGAUGUCCAUCACUGAAAUAUGACAUGUAUGUCUGCACUGUCUAAUAUCACAACAUACCUCUGUCUUUUGCACAUUAAUUUACCGUUGGUUCAGGACAGAGACAAUAUUAUUUCAGGAUUAGUCACCGAUUACACCUCUGCAGACACCUAGAAGCUAGUGUCUUUGAGACGGGUACUAAAAUCAGGUACUAAGGGACUUAAAUGCCAUUUAAUUUAAGGUCAUUUCAAAUCUGCCUUUUAGAGAACCACUAAAUGUAUUGAUAAAUUAUUCUGUGAGCUUGUCUUUCAGUGGUACAUUUGUAAUAAUGUUCCUGUGUAUCGUCUUUGUUUGCUUCUCCUGGUCAGGCACCCUGAAUGGGCCUCCAACAUGGCGAGCCAGUGUGUGUGUGCGGCCUGUGUGUGUGAUAAUGACAACUUGAAUCCAAACUCAACAUUGAGAGGAGCAGGUUUGAUGCUCAAACACAUACAGGUCCAGCCACUGUCGCCAUGUUGAGGAGUGUUGGUGCUGCCUGAAUGAAGCGUGUGUGUUGUUGUGUGAACCUGUACAUAUAAAUAAAGAAGACCUCAUCACCAUA